Metarhizium brunneum ARSEF 3297 is the source of this 990-nucleotide messenger RNA. RefSeq lists its product as uncharacterized. Lineage: Eukaryota; Fungi; Ascomycota; Sordariomycetes; Hypocreales; Clavicipitaceae. The record is from RefSeq and is a predicted model, not a curated record. Gene Ontology annotation, cellular component: plasma membrane.
AUGGCCGCCACUGCGAUAUCGGGGGCUGCCUUUGGCGCUGCCAUGAUGGCCGCCGGCUUCCACGAGCCUUCUGUGGUGAUUUCGCAGUUGAAGUUCGAGAAUUGGCACAUGUUCCAGACCUUUCUGGCUGCCACUGCCACCAGCGCGGCGAUAUACGCCGUUGCCGAGCGUCUGGGCUACGCAAAGAUCUCGCCCCGGAACUCGUCUCCGCUGGGCCUCUUGUCCAGCUACGACGGCAACAUUCUGGGCGGCGGCCUCCUGGGCGCGGGCAUGGCCCUGUCGGGCUCGUGUCCCGGCACGCUCUACGCACAGCUGGCGGCGGGUGUUCGGUCGGGCUUCCACGCCUUGGACGGCGCCAUCAUUGGCGGCGUGCUCUGGUCCGGACUGGUGAGCAGGCUGGUCAGGAGACGGCGGGAGAAGGCCGGGGCGAGGCCGGAACCAGCUGUCGUCGGUGAGCGGCUGGGCCUGUCCAACGGCACUGCGCUGCUGUUGCUCGAGGCCGUCUGCGUGGCCGUCAUUGCUGCCACGACGCUGUAUACGCCCGCCAGUCCCACGGCCAAGAUUCCCGGCGCGCUGGCCGGCCUCCUCGUCGGGGGCGCACAGCUCGUUUCUAUUCUCACGCGGAGGACCAUGAUGGGCAUCUCCGGCUCGUACGAAGAGGUGGGCAAUUUCUUCUGGUGGCUCGUCCGGGGGGCCGACCCCAAUGCCAAGCCUUCCUCGUACCAGAACAUCCUGUUUGCCUCUUGGGUCGCGGCCGGCGCUUGGGGUCUCUUGAGGCUGGUCCCCGGGUUGGCGUCUGGCCCUGCCUACGAGAUAUCACCGUUGUUGGCCGUGUCAGGCGGUGUGUUGAUGGCUGUUGGGUCGAGAAUGGCGGGAGGGUGCACCUCGGGGCACGGCAUCAGUGGCAUCUCGCUGCUGUCUGUGUCGAGCGUCGUCACGAUUAUGAGUGCGUUUGCUGCUGGGGGUGUGGUCGCGCCGUUGGUUCAUUGA